Molecule: messenger RNA, 783 nt
Organism: Coccidioides posadasii C735 delta SOWgp
Lineage: Eukaryota; Fungi; Ascomycota; Eurotiomycetes; Onygenales; Onygenaceae
Source: RefSeq, a predicted model, not a curated record
AUGGGUAGUUUCUUGCCCCUCCUCCUCAAUCUGUUUGUGGCUGCUGGCGGAGUACUCGGAUUCAAUCCAGAGAGGAACAGAUUCCUUAAUCCAGCACCAGGCGGACGAAACCCCGUCUGGUUGAUUGGAGAACAACAGGUAAUCUCGUGGAAAACGGAAUUCACAGUCUACAACAUAUCGAUUUGGCACCAAUAUCCCACCAAUGAUGGAGCAACUUUUGGCAGCGUUUUGUACUCGGCCUCGAGUAGGGAUGCACCGACGAACUUCACCUGGACCGUGCAGACCUACGAUUUCGACUUGAGCUUCUCAAAUGUGUUCUUCUUCUGGUUUAAUCGAGGCGCUCCCAAAUACUUUAUCUCGCACUACUUCAAUAUAACCACAGAUGAGUCUAUCACAUCAACAAGGUCAAUUUCUACCACGUCGGGCCAGACCGGUGUCUCUAUUACUGUACCUUCUACGACAACACCCAGUCCAUCGGAUGCGACUAUAGAACCGCAAGCGGCAGAAGGGCUAAAUUCAAAUGCAAAGGUGGGAUUAGGCGUCGGAGUGGGCAUCGGUGUCCCGAUAAUAUUACUUCUUGCCUUCAUUGCAUUCGGUAGAUACUUCAGAAGACCCAAAUCUUCAUACCAUGAAGCAUUUCAACCGCAUAUGCGAGAGGUCCCGCGGCGACCACAGCAGGAGGUAGCAGAACUAGCAUCCAAGCACAAUGCAAACGAGAGCGACAACUUUGUUGAGCUAGAUGGAUCUGCGGCGCAGGAGAUGCAAGAUACUCACUACAAGUGA